Labeo rohita (rohu) is the source of this 2716-nucleotide messenger RNA. Its product is annotated as zinc finger protein 501. Lineage: Eukaryota; Metazoa; Chordata; Actinopteri; Cypriniformes; Cyprinidae. The transcript has 3 exons. The record is from RefSeq and is a predicted model, not a curated record. Gene Ontology annotation, cellular component: nucleus. The coding region runs from base 359 to 1849 and encodes 496 amino acids.
AAAUGUUCAAAACAAUUACAUCUUCGGGACUUUUUGUGUACUUCGUGUCCGUUCACUUUUGGUUUUAAUACCACAAAUCAUUAUAGACAUGAACGUCAGUGUACUAGUUAAACGUGCGGCGACAAAAACGCUAAAGUGGUAAAUUCCAUGCUACUGUACUCUCUGGACUGUAACAAUUUCACCUGUAGUAUAUCCGAAACGUGUGCUUUAAACCAACAAAGGUAUUGCGAUUAAAAUAAAAGUUUAGUGUUCGAGACAGGUGCUUUUCAGAGUCUUGGCGGUCCGUAGGAGAAUAUGCACCUGCUUCAGUCAUGGUUAAUAUAUUUUACUAUUUGACGGACCGACACUAAUUACUGGCAUGGAUGUUCUUUUGGCUGCAAUAGAGAUAUUGACGGACCCAUCUGGACACCAAGAGCACUUGAUUAAGGUGAAUGAAGAGAAGCCAGAUCCAAGUCCAUCUUCUUGUGAUCACCCCAGUGUGUUUGACAUUUGUGUGGGGUUAAAAAAAGAUGAUGAUGUUAGGGAUGAGGAAGCUUCUGACAUGUGUCCAGCCAAGCAGGAUUCAACCAUGCUCACAGAUAAGGAGGAGCCUGGGGUCCCCAAACAAGAAACUGGUAAAAGGAAAAGGAGUUGCUCAAGAAAGAGCACAAAAACAGGAGUCCGCUCUAACAAAUCAAACCACUAUUGUGGUAAAUGCGGACAAAACUUCAAAACGUCAGUUCACUUUAAAAGACAUAAACUAGUUCAUUCAGGAGAAAGGCCUCAUGGUUGUCCUGAGUGCGGCAAGAGGUUCAUUACGUCCUCUGAACUAAAAGUACAUCUGCGUGUUCACUCAGGAGAAAAACCCUACCACUGCUCUGAAUGUGGAAAGAGCUUUGCUCAGUCAGGGUCGUUUUCUAAUCACCGCAGACUUCACAGAAAUGAAAAACGUCAUCACUGCCCUGAGUGUGGCAAGGGUUUCCAGCAACUUAUAGAUCUACGAAUUCACCAAAGGGUUCAUACAGGAGAGAAGCCGUUCACGUGCUCACAAUGCUGGAAGGCCUUUUCAACAUCCGGAGCGUUACGAGUUCACCUGCGAACCCAUACUGGUGAAAAACCUUAUGAGUGCAAAGAAUGCGGGAAGACGUUCUGCCAGCUGGGAGGACUUAAAGUUCACAGACGUGUUCAUUCGGGAGAAAGGCCUUACGUGUGCGGUGUGUGCGAGAAGCGCUUCAAGGGACAUGCCAAUUUGAUCGCACACAGGCGGAUUCACACAGGCGAAAAGCCUUAUCGAUGCACCGUAUGCAACAAGACCUUCACCGACAGCAGGAGACUAAAAGAGCACCAGCCACCUCAGUCAGAAGAGAAAGCGUUUCGCUGCGGGUUGUGUAGUGAAGCUUUCGGUGCUUUCUGUCAACUUAAAGAACACCAGCAGCGUCACAAAGGAGAGAAGCACCAUCAGUGUACUCACUGCGGAAAGGCCUUUACGCAUUUGUAUCUGCUGAGGAGUCACCAACGCACACACUCGGAUGAAAGGCCGUAUUCCUGCACUGAAUGUGGAAAGGGCUUCCGUCGGUCAUUUGACCUGAAAAUGCAUCUGAACACUCACAGCGAAGCACGCCCUCACCAUUGCUCAGAGUGUGGAAAGAGCUUCCGCAGGGCUGCAGAGCUUCGGAUACAUCUGAGGGUACAUACGGGAGAAAAGCCUUAUCCCUGCUCUGUCUGCGGCAUGGGCUUCAAACAGACGUCACAACUCAAAGUGCAUGAACGCACUCACACAGGAGAAAGGCCAUUCCCCUGCUCGGACUGUGGGAAGACCUUCAAAGACAAGAGAAGCCUGCUAACACACCAGAGAGUGCACCAUAAAUAAGGAAGUCCUUCUAUUAAUAUAAUAUUUGGAAUAUAUAUUAUUGAGUGUUGAAAUCACAUUGGUCACAGUGGUGAAGUUUUAACAUGCCGAUUACAUUACUAUGCAAUUCUGUUGAUUGUAAGACGUAAAUGGGUAAAUGCAGAUUACUGAUUUUUUCAGUCUUGCUUGUGUCUUAAACUGUCCACUCAAAGUUGUUUUUGGAGGUAUGUUCAGGAAUGCCAUAUAUCUUUUUCAUUAUUUAUACAUCUUCGGUGAUUCAGGAAGAAAUUAGCUGUCUGACCUUUCUUUGAAAAGAAAUUGCUUAUGGAUUUUCAGAGUUUUUUAUACAGGUAUUAAUAUUUUGUACUGUGUAUGAAAACAGUGACUUUAAUUUAAAUGAAUGAUUUAUAUUUAUCUGAUGUAUAAUCUAUUUUCUUAUCCUAUUAUAAUCAAGUCAUGCUGAAACGUUUUGGGUACAAUGUAAAGACUUUAUUGUAUAUUUUUAUGCAACAUAAAGAGCAUGUAUACAAUGUUUUUACAUGUAUUUAAAAAGUUUUUUUUACUUACACAAAUAAACACUCUUUUACUUAUUUAGAAAAGUGAAAAAUACCUUUUCUUUUUAACCAAACAGACCAACAAGGAAGUUAAUCUACUGGAAGGACAGGUAUUUCAAAUAUGACAAAGUUAAGCUUCAAAAUUCAAGGAAAAAAACAAACAUAUUAUGACAAAUAGAGUAGCUUUAUGUAUAACAAUGAUAUUAGCAUUAGUCUCAUGUGUAUAUAAGCAUAUAGUAGUAUGAAAACUUGCAGGAAAAACAGCGGAUUGACGUUACAUAGAUACAUGUUGUCUUUUUCUAUUUGACGUUUUUACAUACAAUCUGUAAGAAAA